UUAAUUCAAACAAUCUUAUCAAAUCAUUACUUUGCAAUAAUGAAAUUUUUUUUUGAAACGUUGUUGCUAAUUUCAACACGAUUCGGUUUUUUCGAAGCGGCCGAAAAUACUUUAGUGGCAGUUAACUUGAUUUUCAGACAUGGAGAUCGUUGUCCUGAAAAGAGCAAUUUGUAUGAAUCGAGUAUUUAUUAUAAUGAAUCGUACUUUAGACCGUACGGUUUUGGACAACUUACCAAUGAAGGAAAACUUCGAGUUUACAAUCUAGGUAAAGAAAUAAGGGAAAUUUAUACAGGAUUCUUGGAUGAAUCGUAUAACAUUGAUCUCAUAGAAGCAACUAGCAGCGAUUUUAACAGAACUAAGGCGUCUUUACAAUUAUUCUUAGCUGGAUUAUUUCCUCCCACCAAAGAAUUGAUAUGGUUGGAAGGAUUUAAUUGGCAACCGAUCGCAUAUACUUACCAGGAACGAAAUUUAGAUGAGGAACUUUUUGGUUUUGGAUGUGAAAAUUGGGAUUGGCAUUUGAAUGAAUAUCUCAACACACAGGAAGGAUCAAAAAUUAUGAAAAAAUAUGAAGAUUUGUUGAAGUAUCUUACAGAAAACACGGGAGAAACUUACGAUGAAAUUUUGAAGGCCUAUUAUUUGUAUUUUGGAUUUGAAAUUUUGGAAGAGUUAGGUUAUGAUUUACCUCAAUGGUCGAAUGUCAUUUAUCCAAACGAACUUAAAAACCUCGUGAUGGACUACUACGAUAUGAUAACAGCAACUUCCAAUCUUCGACGGAUGACUGGAGGAUACCUUUUGAAACAUGUCUUGGACAACAUCCAAAACAAAAUUGAUGAGAAAAUACCAACAAAAAAGAUGUUUGUAUGGAGUGCGCACGAAAAUAACAUAGUAGCCAUUUUGAAAAUAAUGAAAUUGUGGAAUGGAAAUCAGACUAUAGAUUAUUGUAGUUACGUCGCACUGGAACUGCACAAAAUCAACAACGAAUAUACUAUUAAGAUUUUUUUCAAAAACGACGCCACCGGACCGAAGAUAUUGGUAAUACCAGGCUGCGACGCUCUAUGUCCUUUGACGUAUUUCACAAAAAUCGUACAACCUGAUAUUCCUCGUAGUCUAUCUGUUUGUAGAGGAGAAAGAAGUACGUAUUUAACAUACAAAAUCUUCACCAUAGAUUUAGACAUCAAACUUCCGUCAAAGAAUAUUCCUUCUCACUUUUUGAACAUUCAGUAUGGCCAAAACAAAAUCUUCUAUUAGGUAACGUCCGGUAAUGUGUUUUAAGUCUUCUUGACGCGUUUAGACAUGAUUAAAAACCUGCAUUGUACUCGAUUUAGCACCCAUAAUAGUUUUUGGAUCGUACUUAAAGAAAAAUCAACCUUCACCACUUAAAAUAAUGAGAUAGAACAACUUUCUAUCUAUUCCCAAUCAAAAUCUUGUAAACAAUCAAAAAUUCUAGUCCCAGUUUGUCAAUAAUUGACUUCAGAAUAUUUUCAUUAAUAUCUAACAUUCAUUUCUAAUUAACCCGCAAUUUAGUUAUCAAAAUUACAAUGUUGGCAUCCAUUAAAGGCCAUCGAUGACGUCGUAUCUUUAAAUUGUGACAUCCUGUAACGUAAUUAUUUGAUGUAUUUGACAAAAACGGUAUUUAUACGAAAUUUUUGACUCCUACAGUAUAAAUUAAUAUUUAUUGUUGUCAGAUACUUGAGUUUUAAGU
Diorhabda sublineata is the source of this 1702-nucleotide messenger RNA. RefSeq names its product venom acid phosphatase Acph-1-like. Bases 40 to 1248 code for a protein of 402 amino acids. The transcript is spliced from 7 exons. Gene Ontology annotation, molecular function: phosphatase activity. The record is from RefSeq and is a predicted model, not a curated record. Gene Ontology annotation, biological process: dephosphorylation. NCBI's taxonomy places the organism in Eukaryota, Metazoa, Arthropoda, Insecta, Coleoptera, Chrysomelidae.